CGAACAGUGCAUUCAAUCAAACAUGUCUUCCAAAUUUAAAAUAUUAAUUAUUUUUCUUUUCAUCGCGAUGUGUUGUGCCAGUUACAGAGAACAGUACAGAGUUCCGCAUGAGUUCUCUCAAAAUUGGGAGACUUAUAUCUUCAAAGACAAGGAGUAUCUAAUCCAGAAUUUACCUGUCAACUGGGAAAACGCCAAGAUAUUGUGCCAAGGACACCACAAUGGAAAUUUGGCGACGCUUGAUACAAAGGAAAAGUCCGAUUUCCUUGCUGAGGCGUUAUCGGAAUCUCAAUUAGAGAUAGACGCAGUGUGGGUUGGCGCACGACGGGAGUCGAGCGAGGACCCGGAGGGCUACCGCUGGAGUCGCGGCUCUGAACUGCGCCGCACCGCCGCCGAUAUACUAAAGAACGAAAAAGACGAAAACGCUGUCAGACACUAUCCUUUGUGGUUGAAUCGUACACACGUGCCGGUGCCGGAGGGCGGCGCUGACUGCGUUGCUUUAGAACGCGUGCAGCACGACAAGCCUGUCUUCCUGGACCUAUCCUGUCAGCUGGAGCGACCCUUUGUCUGCGAGAGAGACGCGAAGCAAGACGUGGCGGUACAGGAGGUGCGUACUGUCCGCUGCCGCACUGGUCUCUACCAUGUUUACGACGGGAGGCUCAACUGGCAUCAGGCAGCCGCCUUCUGCGUUGUCAAGAAGAUGUCGUUAGCAAACAUCGGCACAAUGCGAUGCUUGAGGAAACUGGGACUAAGCAUGCUGAAGGCUAGACCGAGUAUCGAGAGCGCAUGGGUUGGAGCGAAGGGCAACCUGGGUCACUGGACGUGGAUCGACUCCGGUCUCAGCAUCUUCCAGAUGACCACCUACACAGACAUGAUGUCCGACAUCUGGCCUCCCAUGAGAGACAGGUCUACAAUAAAACAGAGCGGCUGUCUGCAACUGGACCGGCAUACGACCAACGAUCCAGUGUUCCUUGAGGCGCGCUGCGAGAGGAGGAUGCAAUUCAUUUGCUACAAAAAUCUGACUGGUGUGCCCGGCAUGCGUCGCCCGAUACCCAUCCCCAGCGAUGACAACUAUUAUUACAUAUUGGUGCGUCAGCUAUACUACUGGCAGCACGCUUACGAGAACUGCCUCAAGCUGAACGGAACACUCGCCAGCAUCGAUAGCAACGAAAUUCUAGUCCAGUUACUUCUUGUCAUGGGAGAAAAUAAGGAUGAACCUGUUGAGCACAUUUGGAUCUCCGGUCGUCUGAACAUGACGAAAGACCCCAAUUCCGACCUGGUGACGUACGCCUGGCAGAACCCCAUCACCGGCAAGAGGAUUCCAGAUUCUAAGAGCGAAGGGGAAGCAAUGUUCGCGUCUUUCUUGCCACCAUGGCUGGACGAGGAGUUCUCUAUGGACAACCCUUGCCUGAACUUGGACCGUCAGGACCAUCUCAACGGUUUAGUCUACGGAAUGUCCUGUGAUACCCCACAAUACUCCAUUUGCAUGAUUGAAAAAACUCCAACAAAGACUGGAUCCAAAGAGAAUCUAAUAGAAGGGAAUUAUUCUACCUAACAUUGUGUUCACAUUGGUGUUGCUAUUACUUCUGCUGCAGAAUAUCCAGACUUUAUUUAACAUUCAAUGAACAUAAUAAAACUGUUCACCGAUAAUUUGUGUUUUAAUUUAUUACCAAUAUUACUACUAGAUGUGUUCUUAUCGGGAUGACAUUGAAAAUAGAUAUGCCAUGGCCAAACCCAAUACAAUCUUUAAUCUCUAUCCAUUUGUGCUAAUACAUACUAUAAAUAUUUUACAUAAAAAUAUUAAUAUGAAUGCAAUAGAUUUUUAGUAAAGAUGAGGCAAAAAAUUAAAUUCAUGUGUUUUUGUUAAGAAACCUUAAAAUGUUUGUCACAUUACUGUAGAACAUGAAAAUGAACUUAAGCAUCUUAAAGUACUUGAAAAUGUGUUCCUUUAUGUACCACCCAUGUUUUGUAUCCUACAUCAACAGCAGUUUCACUUUAUAUUAUAAUUGUAGAACUUAAUUAACU
This is a messenger RNA of Papilio xuthus (Asian swallowtail), 2022 nucleotides long. RefSeq lists its product as uncharacterized. NCBI's taxonomy places the organism in Eukaryota, Metazoa, Arthropoda, Insecta, Lepidoptera, Papilionidae. The transcript is spliced from 14 exons. The coding region runs from base 23 to 1552 and encodes 509 amino acids. The record is from RefSeq and is a predicted model, not a curated record.